Phalacrocorax carbo (great cormorant) is the source of this 11340-nucleotide messenger RNA. Lineage: Eukaryota; Metazoa; Chordata; Aves; Suliformes; Phalacrocoracidae. The record is from RefSeq and is a predicted model, not a curated record.
CCCCUCUCCCCCCGUUGCAGGGCCGCAGCUCCCCCGGUCCCCACCCCCAGGCCCUUCCCUCCGCCUUUAGCCCUUCUGUAGGGCUCGGCUGCGGCUUCUUCCUCCCCCAGCCCCCAUCCCGGUGGUCUCCCGGGCAAACAGAGUCCUUGGCCAGGCUCUGGAGAGGUUCAGUUGGGCAAAUUGAAGAUCCCAGUGCUGGUGCCUUAAAAGUAUACAUUAUUUUCAGUUAAACCCUUGUGCCUUCCUUUUGUAGCAAUGCGUAUAAGGGGCGUGCUGUAAUGUAGUCACCUGACAAACUGCUCCUUGGUUCCCCAAAGGAAUUGCCUUCAGGAUCUGACUAACUCUGGAUGCACCCGGUUGUCACCUUAAUUUCUCCUUUAGGUUGUUUAAAACAACCCACUUGGGUGACAUUUGUUUUUGUUCUUAAGAAUUGGGUCUAAGAGGUUUCUGUUUUCUUAUGCUGAUGUUUAUAAUGAAAGUGCGAAAGUGAUUUUUGCUGUUGCAGGGAUCAGUAUGUGGAGCCUACAGACUGUUCCCAGAAUGGGUGCUCUGGGGUGCGUGCUGCACUCCGAGAUUGAGCUCUGGGCCAUACUUUCAAAAUAUAACACUGCCUUAUUUGAUUGUAAAAAAGGAGCUCUCCUGGGGGUAGGGGAUUUUGAAAGGAUAUCAGAACCACUACUGUGGCAUGUGGCUGAAUUGGACACACAUUAAGCUGAUCAGGCUGAACAGAUAGGCUGAAUUUGUUGCUGGAUGGCCAGGUGUUGCAGGAGGAAAGCUAGUCUAGAGAAAACUUACUCUUGCUGUUGCUUCUCAUCUAAAAUGGCACCCUUCCAAAUGGCUGCUUCCAGGGGAAAUUGACUCUUUUUGAGAUUUAAUUAAAUGUUUCAGUGAGGAAGUUGAACCGUCACAGUAAAUUGUUGCCAGUCCUGGUGCUGAUUUCAGAAAGAGAAAAAGAAUGAACGUCUUUUCUUUAAGUAUGCCUGUUUCACCCAAGAGUAGAUGUAGCAGCUUUAGCAGACUCUGAUAUACCACAGAAAAUGGAAUUUUCCACUAAGUAAGAACGAUGAACCAUGUGAGCUUUGCAAAACUGAAUGUGGCGGUUGGAGGAGGGAGCUGAGAGAUAGGAAGCAUUCGUUUUACGACUGUAUCCUUGAAGAAGAACUGAAAGACUGAUAAAAGGGAACAUCCUGUCCCAGAAGACUCGGAAAAGCUGGGUGACACAAUGUGAAGUCAGUCAAAUCUUCAGUAACUGGGGGAAAGGUAAAGACGGCAGGGGGAGAUCAUGACCACCAACUCAAUUCAGGACUGAAAAGACUUGCUCCCUCCCUCCUCCUGUAAGGAGCAUGCAUGCUAAUUUACAUAGUUAGUAAGGCUAAUUAAAGUGUAGCUAACCAAUAGAAGAUGAUUACCAACCAAUGAGUAUGAAUUUAGGUGGGUUUUUACUAACAUGUAACAAGAUAAAUACCUUGUAGUUUCCUUGUGCUGUGCGCUAGCUUUGUGGACUUACCACCUAGCACCCAUCUUCACACAAAUAUGAAUAAAACACCUCCAGCUCUGUGUGUAUCUUGGCAUGUUGCACACCAGGUAAAUGAUCCCACUUUUGGGAAAACACCUUCAGUUUGGAAUUGGUUCCUUAUGCCCAUUGGGACAUUAAGGAGGAAAAGCUGGUGGACAGAGAAAGCGAUAGAGGAGAGCCACCCAGUGAAAAUACAGGAGAGAAGGGGUUAUGCAUUAAGGGAAAGCCACUACAUAAAAAAUUGGUGCUAGCUAAAAAUUUAUUAAGAAUUUGGGACCUGCAGAUACAGCUGCACCUGUGUGUGCUGCAGUCACGCCUGUUGCCACUGAGCGUGAUGGAGAGCGCUUCUUUAUUGAAUGCAGUAUGUUCAAGCAUGCACUGUUGCCUGGAGGAAGAGCAAAGACUUCCAUUGUGUGGAACUUCAGAUCUGUGGCUCAUGUGGCGUGCCAGAUCCAGCGUAAGGUUAAAAAAAAAAAUCAACUGUGGCAAGCCAGGUACUCAUCUGGAGACAUUGGCUCUUCAGGGACAUCUCUGAGCAGAGCAUUGUGUGCAUCGGGCUGGGGCUAACAGCCAGGUGUCUUAGCUGAGAGUGCUGCAGGGAGGGAGAAUAUGCCUGUAAUGUGUCUGUGUCAGCUGCCUCCCCAGACAGCAGUUUUAGUAGUGGGAGUUUGACGUAUGUUCUCAGCUCUUACGUCAGCAGUGACAGCAUGGCAGAGCCAGCGGGCUGGUUUUUCAGCUGGAAGAGGAGGAGUGGACUGCAAAUGUGCCCAGGUAAAUAAGAGCUGAUCUGCUGUAGAUGUGGAUCAUACCAGCGUAGGUGUUGCAGCUGCAGCAAUAGUGGAUCCCGGAGCAUCUGGAGAAGAUAGAAUUUUUCUUCACGGAAGCAAUACUGUCAAAAGCUGUUUGAUGCCAGAAGUUAGGACAAACUGUUUGGAACUUCUCAGUUGGCCCUCAGAAUACCUGGCACGCUAAUUGUGAUAUAUGUUGGGCAGGGCCGGGACUCACCUUGGCACUUGCAACGCUUGCAGACCAGACAUCCUGCACACUGAGCCAGGACCUGAAUCUGAUGGGGCUGUUGGUAACCUGAAGCUUGGGAAGACUUCUGGAUUUUUCUGCUGUUCCACAUGAAUUUUUACCUUAUGAAGUGUGUCUUUUCAAUGGGUAGACUUAGAGCGAGUCGUGGUUUAACAUCUCCAGGCUUGGGUGUUCCUGUUCCAUCUUUGCCUACCGAGCAGGUGCUCUGUAGGAGAAAGGACAUAAAUCUUAACCAUGGGACUCAGACUCUCAACUGCAUACUGCUGUGAAGAAACUCAGAUAAGAGAAUGAACUUAGUAACAGAUAAACAAAGCUAUUACAAAAUUGAUUACUGAAGGCACUUUUUGUCAGUGCCAACUCAUUAGAAGUUCAUACAGAUUGUGGCACUAGACAGUUCCCAUCUAUAAUGUGACUAUACAGCAUUGUAAAAGAAAAAAGUUUCAUAGCUUUGGAGAAAGCACAACGCAAAAAUACGCGGUUAACUGUUGGUACCUGGACCCUGAACGAACCACGGACUACUUGACAGUGAGGGCCCAAGGUUAUCUCGUGAUGGCUGCACCAGCAGAAGUUCCCUUGUAGAAGACAGGCGGCGCCCUCCCACUGGCUUUGCUAAAACCUCUGCAGCAGGCAGUGUCCUACAAGAACCAAGUUACCAAAUUGAUGUGUGGCUUUCCCUUAAGCCCCUCACCCCUGGCUUUCCAGAUUCCGACCACACUGCCAACGCUGUGUGUGCAGUGCUAGGUGCCAGCUGCCAUGUUCUACCUAUAUUUUAAAAUCAGUGAUUCAGGACUUUGGGCACAGAAGCACUGAGAACGGGUUAGCAGGUGCUUAAAAGAUUUGCUUGCUCAUUCUGUUGAGCCCCAUCAAAUUCUUCAGGAACUCCAGAAUUCAAACUAUUUUCCACAGGAUCACUUAAAGCAGGAAAUACCUGCUCAGGGAACUUCUCUCUACCUUUUAUAUGUUAAAGUGACUUUAAAACAGCAGAAGGUGGAGCAGCAUCCCGCUGGGAGGGAGAAUGGGACUUAUCUCAGCUAUUUCCAGUGGUCCCAGAUGACUGAUGGGUGUGGGAUUCUUGGCCUGCAGGUGGAGGCCAGUGGGGAACUGCAGUUCUUAGUCACUCACUGCCAUCAGUCAGGCCGUCCUGGCUUUGCAGACCAUGUGGAAAGACUUUCAAAUCGAAGGUGUGGCUGUGGCUCUGGAACUGCGAGAUGGGUGAAAUAUCUUAGGCUUGAAACUGUUUUUCUACAGAGCGGUGCGCUCAGAUCUGAACGCUUUGUCUUGGCCACUUUAUUAGAUCUCUGCUUUAAAGGUCAUUUUGGAGAAUUCCUUCUCCUGCAUCUUGAUGUGUCAAGCUAAAGACAAACCUCUACUGAAGCAGUGUCUGAUCUGAUGCGUGCUUCAGUACAGGGUUAUUCUUUGACAAUUACAGAAACACCAGGCCAAUCAGCCCUUUCAGCAACAGUUGAUUUGCCUCUCAUCUUAAGGAAGACUCUCCUAAUUCAGGUCCCUGAAGUGGCACAUCCUAGAAGAGUUACUUCAGCCAGCAAGGGGCAGCUGUGCCUCAUGGCUGGGGUAACUCACGGCUCUGACUCUCAGAUCACGAUGAAAGGUGACCCCAACUCACUGGUGGAGGAAGCUGAGCGAUCGUCUACUUUAACCUUUGCCUUCGUGGCUGGCAACCUCGUAGCCUUUGCUCUGAGAAGGUCUUGAGUGCUGUAACCCCCAGUCCCAGAACAUGUCCCCAGACCAGGUUUAGACAGUAUUGAUGCUGUGAAAACAGCUAGAAUUGACUAAAACAAAUUUAAAGACUAGAAAUUAUGACUAUUCUGCUUCAGCUUUGGACAACUUAGCUUUAGAUUUUCGUACAGAGAAUGAGAUGCAUUAGCAAGAGAUUCUUCUGUGCUUUGGACAACAUGAAGAUGUGUGGUUUACAUAUGCGUCAUAAUGGACUGUAAAUUAUUUAAUUAUGUUACAAAAUUAUUUCAAAAUGUCUUAAAAAUUUUACUUGGGUUCUGGACCAAAAAAAGUGUUUAAAAUUCUUAUCAACUUCCAUCAGAGACCUGCUGAGUGCACCAGAGUUACUCAUUUUUAUUCAGACUUUCAGGGUUUAGUUCAGUUCAUUUCUGUUCAGCGCUCAGAUUGCCAUGUUAACUGAUACCAGUUUUUUUUUUAAAAUGUUUCUCAGUUAACCUUUUUUGAAAUGAAAGGACUUUAAUGGAGUUUAGAACUAUGAGGAUUUUUUCCAGGGAUUGUUUUGUUUUAAAGUUUUGCUUUUUUUUUUCCCAUUCCUUAAACAAGAGCCAUUCAAAUUCUGACCAGCUCUUGAAGUCUGCUCAGGGAUAUGGAAGGCAACGAGCAAAAUGUUGAGCUGCUUGGGCGCUCGAAAGAGCUAAAUCUGAGGGGGUUUCUUUUUUUCCCCUACGGUGGUGGAUGUAGCAAUGUUGCAUUAUACAGAUGUCUCUCACUUCCUAGGGAAAAGAAGUGCCAUGAAUUCUUUCUGAUUUGUAUUUGAAUGCCUCUGCUCAGCAAAGCAGUGGUCCUUAAUUGCCAUCUAUUUGAGCUCAUGCAAACUGAAGAAACCAUGCUUGAAAUUGAAUUUAACUAUCAAUGAUAUUGGUGACGCCUUUGGGAAAAUGUUUCUAGUCAAACUUCUACGUGAAGGAGCACCGGUAAUUUUUAGAAGUAGGUGCAGGGGAAUCUGUAUGACACAAGGUCUGUUUUUGAAGGUGCUAAAGGUCAAAAGUGAAUAGUCACAUGGAUACUGAAGAAGGGAAGAAAACCUUGCACUUAACCACUGUUUUUAUUCCCUUUGUCAAGCAGUCAAAAAACCAAUAACUAAUAUGAGAACCCAACUUCUCCUCUCUUUAUUUUAGAUUUGGGAAAAUUCCCUGCCAAAAAAAAUAUCCUGGAAAAAUCACUAGUGUUUGUGUGAGUAAAAGGUUCCAACCUUUUAUUAUUAAUUUGUAAGAACUAUUUCAUUCAGUUUUGUCCAAAAGACUCAGAAAUACUUUGCACAGAAAUGUGCAGCAUUUUAAUGAAAGGGGUCAGAAUCACUUUAAUUUGUACUUUAUCUGGUCUGGUUGCAGGUUUUAUGGCUUUUAGUGUCUUUCAAAAAUUAAGAAUGAAAAUAUCUGACUUCACAUUAAAAAACAAAAACUGCUUGUGGCUAACUAAGAUCAGUUUCAGCUCUGGCGGCACCAAAAAAUCAUCAGCUGUUGAAUUGGACCUAAGCCAUCUUUUCAAACCUUCCAUGAUCUUGCAGCAAUGGAUAAUGAUGGAUAUAUGGAUUAGGGAACAGCACGUGAUGGCAAAUUUGUAGUAUUUGCUCUGAUGUAAAAAAAACCAAAUUAGUUCCCAAAUUCAAAAUAGUUCAAAAUUGUUGGUAUCAUGCAGCCAUGCCACUUGCCAAGUGAGCAUUUCCCUGCCUCUCACAGCUUGCUGUAUCCUCGAUCCACCGUCUUCCUGCUGUUAAUUGAUUGCAACUCUAUGUGUCUGAUCAGGGCUAAAAGUUGUUCUCGAUAUGGAUAUCAUACAACAUAUACUGUGCACGCCUGUGUGUAUAGAUAUGUUUGUACUGUAUGCAUGUACAUACGUAUGCAUAUCUGUGUGCUGGCCCCAAAAUCACUCGUGUUAUAAAGCAUCAGCCUUGAAGGCAUCUUCAUCAAAAUAUUAUGUAGAUCUUUCAUUUUUGCCAGUUCCCUCCAAAUGAGACACUUUUUAUGCAGUCUUUUGUGGCAACUAGCCAAAAUUUCUGAUUUUUACUAUCACUCUCGCUGACUUUAUUAUCACUCACUCUUGGUGUGUGUAUAAACACAUAUGUGUAUGUAUAUACAUAUUUGUGUAUUUAUACGCACAAGUAUGUUUUUGCUGUACAGGUAAUAAAGACGGGGGAAGGUUUUUGUGUUUUCUUAAUAGGUGAAGAAAUCUUGAAGACCAGAAAUUGCAAGUUACUGAAUUUUAAAUUAAAAAAAAAAAAAAAAAAUUGUCCGGCUGUGGAAGAUGGAUCCUCAUUUUUGCAGCCACUUUGAAUCACAAGUUCAUCUUUAAAUGCCCUGGGUUUUUUUGUUGGUGGUUUUUUUUUGGUUUUUUUUUGAAGAGCUAACUAACCCUGGCUGUCUCCAGUCUGACAGUAUUCAAAUGGACUUGCUUCCUCCAUUAGUUGUAAGAUGUUUAAAAGCACAUCCUAUGGUUGAAUUGUGGAUGAGAGGUUCCCUUGGCAAUGUGAGGAGGAAAAUUCUUUCUACCCCUUUAUUAUUAAUUCACGGAUUCAGUGUUGGUUCGGCCUACAGGAGAAGUUAACUGGAAGUCUUUGAAGAUCAGUAUCUUUGCUGAAGUUGUCCAGGGUUACUUUUAAAAAGAAGAUUUCACUGAUCAAGCCAGUAGAAGACUUUCAGUCCAAGAAAGAGUGAAUCAAACUCUUGCCAAGAGUUGAGGAAGACCCUUUGAGUGAACCCUUUGAACCUGAGCUUGUUCUAAGAAUUUGUCUGCUAUGUCUAACCAAGGAGAUGACUGCUACUUCUAUUUCUAUUCCACAUGUAACAAGGGAGACAGCUGUUCCUUCCGCCACUGUGAAGCUGCUCUGGGGAAUGAAACAGUCUGCACGCUCUGGCAGGAGGGCCGCUGUUUCAGGAAUAUCUGCAGAUUCAGACACAUGGAAAUCAAUAAAAAACGCAGCGAGAUUCCUUGCUACUGGGAGAAUCAGCCAGGAGGCUGUCAAAAAUCCAACUGUGCUUUUCAUCACACAAAAGGACGUUAUGUUGAUGGACUCUUCUUACCACCAAGCAAAACUACGCUUCCAAGUCCACCUGAGUCUGCAGAAGAGGAUGUGAAAAUGGCUCAGUUGUCACUGCAGCAAAACAAGCUUUCUGUCCAGUCAAAUCCCUCUCCUCAGAUGAGGGGGGUGAUGAAAGUGGAAAACUCUGAAAAUGUCCCAAGUCCUACACAUCCUCCAGUUGUAAUCAAUGCUGCAGAUGACGAUGAAGACGACGAUGACCAGCUUUCUGAAGAAGGAGAUGAAACUAAAACACCUGUCCAACAACCAGGUACAGAAGCCCAUAACGGAUUGCGGCUAAUUUCCACUAGGAAAUCCAAUGCUACUACAAAACAAGAUGACAGUUUAAAUUUUGGAAUAAAAACACUUGAAGAAAUCAAAUUGAAGAAACUAAAGGAAAAAGCAAAAAAACAAGAAGGUCCUUCAGGAGAUCCCGUUCAUCCGCCCCAAUCUCGGACUGUUCCUGUGCCAGAAAAGGAAAACGUACGGACAGUAGUGAGGACUGUGACUCUGUCGACAAAGCAAGGGGAGGAGCCUGUGGUUCAACUGAAUCUUGCCGACAGACUGGGGAAACGGAAAACCUCCAUAGCUGGUAAAAGCGUCCUUCCACUAAAGCGCAACCUUGCUGAAAGGCUGGGGAAGAAGAUAGAGACUCUGGAGAAUGCCGACAAAGCACCAAAGAGAGUUCAAGUCCCCAAGUCUCUGAAGGAGAGGCUAGGAUUGCCCUCUGAACAGACCAGUACAGAGACAGAGAAGGCUGCUAAGCCAACAGGAGAGAUUCAUGUAAAAACACUGGAGGAAAUUCGUCUUGAGAGAGCUAAUCAGAGACGAGGAGAACCUCAAGCAAAACCCCAGACUGAAGGACAUUGCAAAACAGAAGAUUCCAGCUUGGGGGCAAGGCCUUCCCCUGCAGUUCGCAUCAAAACUUUCCCAGGAGCCCUGGCUGGAAAAAAACACAAGCAACUGGAAGAAGAGAAGCAAAAACCAGAUGAGUUUCCUACCAAGACAAAAGUUGAGAGCGAGCCCAAGAAGCAGAGCAUACUUGCUCCGUCUGUGCCCGGCAAAGUGCAGCUGGCAGAGCCAGCAGGUAAAGCCAAGCCAGCAGGAGAAGUGCGAAUUAAAACCUUGGAAGAAAUCAAGCAGGAGAAAGCUCUGCGGAUGCAACAGAGCGGAGAAAAUGUGCCGGCUCCACCGGCACAACCCGAACCUGCCCCGACAGGGAGGAGAUUGUUACGGAUCACAAAGCUAAUAGCACCUGGAAGAGAAGAAAAGAAGAUAGUGGAAUUGAGCAAGCCUUCUCCCAAAGCUGUCUCUGCACCUGCAGAGCCUUCUGAUCAGAGUGCAGCUAAUUCUAAAGUUCAAGUGAAGAGCCUUGAAGAAAUAAUGAGGGAGAAGCGGCAACUGAAACACCAAGAAGAGAAGCUUCAGAAGGAAGCAGCUGCUGUGCCAUCUCCUGUUGAAAACGCAAUCAAGGAUAAAACUCCAGCAUCAGGGAGUCCUGAAUCCACCGUGGUUUCAGGGUCAGCUUAUCAACCUGCAAAGAGGUUAUUGGUGAAAUCUCCAGAAGAUGGGGUUGAAGGCCCAGGAAAGGAUGUUGCUGUCUCACCAGGGAAACAGGCAGCUCAGCUGCUGGAACGGAAAGCUAAAACCAAAUCUAAAGUGUGCCUGAAGCCUUUGGAUGGGAGAGCCACUUCCCCCACAAAGCAGACCCUGAAACGUAAGGCAGCUGAGAGUCAUCCCUCUGCUGUGGCAGCUGUGAAACCAUUGAGCAGCGCUGGUGGUGACAUGAAGGAGCCUUCAGCUAAAAAAGCAGCUGUGGCCCUUGUUCCUGCUUUGCCAGAGGACAGCCUGGUCUCCAUACCUGGGAGCGAAAAACCCAAAACCAGUCUGGAACUGCACAUUGGAAGCCCUGCGGACUCUGUGGCACAGUCUGAGGUCUCAAGCUCAACUUCUUCACAAGUAGCAGUAAAGACGUGCCGGUUGAGCUCCACAGGGUCUGGAAAAACACCCUUAUCUGUAGAAGAUGACUUUGAGAAGCUUAUUUGGGAAAUCUCAGGAGGCAAACUGGAAGCAGAAAUCGACCUGGACCCAGGGAAGGAUGAGGAUGACCUCCUCCUGGAACUUUCUGAAAUGAUUGACAGCUGAACUGCAUAGUCUUAAGGUUUAAAAAAAAAAAAAAUUUAAAACUUUAUAUUUUGUUGGAUACCUGAGGUGAUCAUUUCCUAGCUGAGGUUUUGCAGUGACUCUUAAAGCACAGUUGAACUGGUAGAAAUUGGCACUAUCUGCACUCAGUUGUCCUAAAUUUCCCUGCUGGUCAGAGUCAAGGUCCCGUGCAUCCAUUCUGUAACUAUCAGUGGCUACCUUCGACAUUCAGAGGACAAAGCACUUGUUUAUGUUGGGACAGAGAGAUGCCCGUCUACGAUCCGUGGUGGUUGUGAACUGAUCUACUGCUUCUGUGGUGCGCUAAAGGCUUAAACUAAAAGCUUCAUCCUUCCUUCCCCCCCCUUGGCAAAACUCAACAUUCGGCGUGUUUCAAAGCUUUGGUAUUCAGUUUUCUCAGACAGUUGAUAUCUAAAGCCUGGAGUUACUAUGUCAACUCUUGAAUUUUAUUUAUGUUUGCUGUCAUUUUGACUUUAAUCUUUUAGGGUAACUUAAUGAAGAUGUUGGGGUGGGGGGGAGCAGAACAAUUACUCCAGUAUUUUGGACCAAACGUGCUGCCAAGGGUGGUGGUUGGGGUCAGUCCAUCCAGCCUUACUUUGAAUUAUCAGGGAUGAUGUCAGCAUGAAAAGCAGCAGCUCUGGAAUACCCCCCUCCUGUUUUGGUGUACUGUACCAAAGCUUGGGGGGGGUUCGGUGCUUUCUGCUGAUGUGAACAGGAUUCUGGGGUGCGUAGUCAGGAUUCCUCUCAUAGGAUGUGGUCAAUUGGCAAACUAAGAAUUGGUUUAAGUGCCUCUUGGUUCCAAGAAUCCUUCCCCUGAGCUGCCGGCUCGUCUUCUGCCGGGAAGCGGCGGCUGCUCGGACUCGUGUUCAAACACUGUCGGCUUUGUCUGACCUCCCAGCAGCCGUGCGGCUCCCUCGUGGGCACCGACCCAAGGCGGGGAGUGUGUGCCUGGGAUCUCGGAACCUGGUACUGCUGCAGGACCAGCCGCGCUCUCCCUGUGGCUGUGCCCCGGGGAGCCUCCCUUCGGCCUGCCCCGCGCCCCCGCCCCACCACCGAGGCUUGAGCUCCCUGUAGGUGUAGGCGCUGGAGGCAGGACUGGAGCUUACUGGUGUGUCUCAGGUGUCUACGUGCGGUCUGAAUGUGUGACCCUGCAGAAAACAGCUGAUGUUGGGGUGUAUUACGUUGGGGUGUAUUGCGUACCCUGCCACCAGUGAUCAUUUUCCCUAGCAGAUAUAUUUUGAAUUAUUUUCUUAAAUUUCUGAAGAGUAGCCGCUCCCUACCAUGACUUGUGAAGCUGUAGGGGCCCUCAGGCGUUUGCUGCUGGCAGAGAAAAAAAAAAAAGGCUUUUUUUUUUUUUGAGUUGAUUGUAAAUACUUUCUCUUUGGAAGAAAACACUUGUGUGCUUUGAUAAUCCACUGUGAUGUCUUAGUUCCUAGAGGAAAGGUUUGAAACCAAAAGGUAGAAAACUGCCGUUCCGGCUCCAGAAGAGUCUGCUGAAGGACUUUCUCACAGUGAGACUUUGGCUGACGGCGGUCGCUUGCUCACGUGUGGGCGGGAGUGACUUUGGGAGGGAGGAAGAGUGUGAGGGAGCCUGGCAGUGAGGAAGGCUUCCCCUUGCUGCUUCCCUCCUCCUGCUCUGCCGUCAGCCUUCACCACCCCUGGACCAGGCUCUGCCCGUGGAGACGGGAUUUGCUGUAUGCCAUGGUUUUUGUAAAUAUUUUAUUCUCCCAUUUUAUAUUUGUAUUCUAUUUAAGGUAUUGUAUUAAAUGUAGUCUGGCCUCCUCUGCCUUCACCGGUAGUUGAACUGUUCCACCUGACAGCAGUUAACAGUGUUUUUAAAUAAACCUGGCAUAGGAAA